AGAAGAAGAAGAAGCCACCAGCAGCGUGGUGGAGCCAUGACGCGCAGGAGGCUGCUGUGCGCAACAAAGGAGGGCAGACUGAGGAUCCACGUCGUGGAUGUUUACAACUGACACCUGGAAGGAAAUGUCCGUGCGUAAAAGCAGUGCUCCGAGGCAAAGUGCAAGUCGAGCGGGGUGUCCCACGAUGAGAUCUGGGCCGUAGAUGCGCCGUCGACUCGCUGCUAUUUCCACCGGACAUGCCUGCACUUUUGGAGCGUGCGGGUAAAAGCUCCGGCAACGGUUACGCGCAAACACGUGUCGCCCCACUGAGCCGUGACUGCGCGUCGCCGUGGGCCCGAGCGCGGAGUCGCGGCGGUGUGGGCUGCGCGGCGUGUGCGCUGGUGUUGGCCGCGCUGCUGAGGUGCGCACACUGGAGCUGUGAGCGCGCACUCCCGCAGUCGUGCGCUCGCCCCCACUCGCUCGCAGGGUGCCUCGCCGAGCUGCUGCUCGCUUGCUGGGCUGCGCUCUCGCCCUUCCUCGCCCUCCUGUGCGCCUUCUUCUGGCUCGGCGUCUACUUGAUCCGCUGCGGGGUGCUGCUCCAGACCGCGCUCUCGCUCCUGACCGUGUGCCACCUGGCCGAAGCGGCGACUUGGAGCCUCCUGGGCGGACCGCAUGAGGCUGCGGCCGUGCUGGUGCUGGUGUGCCUGGGCAGCGGCGCUCUGAUGGUCGCGCGUCUGGACCAAGGCGCGUCUGUGGUCGUGGUCAUCAGCAUCGUGCGCACCAUCUCCCUCUUCUCGCUGCACAAGGUCCGCUCCGCUUGGAGGCCCUACGUGGCGUACCUGCUCGGCGUGGUGGGCAUCCUGCUGGCGAGGUAUGCUGACAGGCUCCUCGCCGGCCCAGGGAGACUCGAGGAGGGCUGCACCCCCGCGACUGGAGCCAGGGAAGACGGCCCCGCAUUUAAAAGGCGCAGGAGGUCCAGUUUGGGGGUAGCCUCAGACAUGGCGCACAGUCAGUCCAACAGCAAGUCACAUCGCAGGACUUCUCUGCCAUGCAUCCAGAGGGACCAGAUGCUGCCCCGCUCAGACUGGGACCACAAGAGAGGCUCCCGAGGUUCACAGUCAUCGGGCACCAGUGUCAUGGUGGACAUAGCCGUGAUGGGAGAAGCCCACGGCCUCGUUACGGACCUGCUGGCCGAGCCCUCUCUGCCCUCCAACAUCUGCACCUCGCUGCGGGCGGUCAGCAACCUGCUGACCACGCAGCUCACCUUCCAGCCCUUGCACCGGCCACGUCCUGCUCUUCUGCUAAACCCCUCUGACGCCUACGUCUGCUCCGACUCAGAGGACGGACCCGAGAAGGGGGAGAAGACCUCCAUCCAUAAGCGUCUGAGGCGGAGUCUCCAUCCGGGCCUCCUGAGAAGAAUCUCCUCCACGUGGACAACCACCACCUCCGCCACAGGACUGCCCACCAUCGAGCAGGGGCCCGUUUGCAGGGACCGCAGCGCCAGCAUCAAACCCUACCACGAAACACUGACCUGCAGUUGUGGAAGACCGUACAUCCGACUGAGCCAUGGAGAGGGCUCCCUAGAUAAGGGAGACAGGAUACCACGUUCAGAAGACCAAGUGCUGGUGUCAUCAGACUACGACAGUACCCACGAAGCCAACCACAGUGACAGCAGUGAUGUAGCACAUACCGAGGACGACGCGGAGGAAGGAAAACACUCCUCCCAGAAUGUCAUCCUCCACCCGCUAAUACCUCCUGAGGACAAACCUAUUCUGGCUCCAGAGCCGCUAUUAAUGGAAGAUUUAGAGCCCAUGAUGAGUCAGCUAAACAAUUGGAACUUUCCCAUCUUCUGCUUGAUGGAGAAGACUAGCGGCAAAUAUGGACGGAUCCUCAGUCAGGUCUCUUACAGGCUUUUUGAGGAUACUGGUUUGUUUAAGACCUUCAAGAUCCCCAUUAACGAAUUCAUGAACUACUUCCAUGCCCUUGAGAAUGGUUACAAAGACAUACCAUAUCAUAACAGGGUGCACGCCACAGAUGUGCUCCAUGCAGUCUGGUACCUCACAACACAGCCGGUUCCAGGUCUGCCCAGUCUCCUUACUGACCACAGCUCUGCUAGUGACUCAGACUCUGACAGUGGAAUAACUCACAGUCAUAUGGGCUUCCUGGUAUCAAAGACGUACAGCGUGUUAGAGGACGGCUAUGGCUGCCUGUCCGGCCUCAUACCAGCCCUGGAGCUCAUGGCGCUCUACGUGGCGGCCGCCAUGCACGACUACGACCAUCCUGGGAGGACCAACGCCUUCCUUGUGGCUACCAGCGCCCCACAGGCGGUGCUCUACAACGACCGUUCAGUUCUAGAAAACCACCACGCUGCCUCCGCCUGGAAUCUCUUCCUGUCCCGGCCGGAGUUCAACUUCCUCGCCAACUUGGACCACGUGGAGUUCAAGCGUUUCCGUUUCCUGGUCAUCGAGGCCAUCCUGGCCACCGAUUUGAAGAAGCACUUUGAUUUUCUUGCAGAGUUCAAUGCUAAGGUGGGAGAUGAUCCAUCUACAGGUAUUGAUUGGUCCAAUGAGAAUGACAGGUUGCUGGUCUGCCAGAUGUGCAUCAAGCUGGCUGACAUAAACGGGCCCCUAAAGUGUAAAGACCUGCAUUUACAAUGGACAGAGGGCAUUGUCAAUGAGUUCUAUGAACAGGGCGAUGAAGAGUCCAGUUUGGGUCUUCCCGUCAGCCCCUUCAUGGACCGAGCCGCACCACAGUUGGCCAAACUCCAGGAGUCAUUCAUCACACACAUUGUGGGACCUCUGUGCAACUCUUACGACUCUGCUUGCCUCAUGCCGGGACGAUGGGUGGAACCCACGACGGAUGCAGAGGAGCCUGAAAGCACAGAGAAUGAGGAAGAGGAGGAGGAGGAGGAGGAAGACACAUCCACCAGCUCAGAGUCAUCACAGAAAGCAGCCCCCAAGAAAAGGAGGAAAGUAUUCUGCCAGAUCACCCAUCAUCUGCUGGAGAACCAUGAGAUGUGGAAGAAAGUGAUCGCCGAGGAGGCACAGAAGCAGGGCCAAGGAACUGAGUCAGUCCACGUGAACAAUGUAGCAGAGCCCAUUUUGGCUAUCCAUGAGGAGGAAGAGGAGCCGGGCAGCAGAGAGGAGCUGGUGGAAGGGGAGGACCCCGAGGAGUCGGUCGAGGAGCCGGAGUGGCCCGUGUCCCCGCAGGAUGUGGACGGAGAGUGAACGGGACACACCGUGUGAGUCAGGACUAGGACUUGUAUUUCUCGUUUUCUUAUACUAUUUACUGACUUUUUUUUUUUUUUGCCAGCACAUCACUUUAGACACAACACUGUAGAUGAGGAAAUGUGUGCCUACAAAGAAUUUAAAAAAAAAAAAAACAACAAGAAAAAAAAUAAAAACAGGGUGGGAAAUUUUGUGCUAUACACAUUUUAUCUAAAUAUUUGAUUUCACCAAACAUUUAAAGGAGCUUUCCAUCUUGCAAUAUGAGAUUAUGCAUGUCCUUUGGCGUACAGACUCUUUUGCUACUGUCCAGAGAAGAGGCAGACCUCCACCACAGUGUGGUGACGCGGGACUGAGGGAAUUUGCUGCCAAUUUAUAUAUAUAAAUAUUUUCCGAAUGCAAUUAUCCAUGGACAUGUGAGUUACUUGUGCUUCGAUUCCAGCGGGAGAUUUUGGAGUAAAAUGGACAUUUAUGGAAUACCUAAAGAAAGGAGUAAAUCCAACGAGGAA
This is a messenger RNA of Nerophis lumbriciformis (worm pipefish), 3712 nucleotides long. Its product is annotated as cGMP-inhibited 3',5'-cyclic phosphodiesterase 3A-like. Gene Ontology annotation, biological process: signal transduction. Lineage: Eukaryota; Metazoa; Chordata; Actinopteri; Syngnathiformes; Syngnathidae. The record is from RefSeq and is a predicted model, not a curated record. Gene Ontology annotation, molecular function: 3',5'-cyclic-nucleotide phosphodiesterase activity.